GUAAAAAGACGUACAGUGAUUUGCAUACCACCAUGCAUAAAGCCUCCCCGGACACUUGGACCGUUUCAAUCACUGACACUGGUUGCAGGAUUGCAUCCGUCGCCGGAAAUUACUUUAUUAUGCGAUGUCACUCCCUUCCGUCGGAGUAUAAUUGGUGGUCUAUGUAAUGGAAAGAUGAUACACAUCCAAGCCGUGCCAAUACCAUCUGCUAAGACUUUUAAGAUCGAGCUAUGCUGUGGGCCAACGCCAUUUCCCGGCUGCGACGUCGCGCUGUCGAUGAAUGCACAUUUCUUCCCUCCCGGCAACUGCCAGUUCACACUCACCACCUACCGAAACAAGCAGUGGGUCGCUAACGUGCGGGGAAGCAGCUUCCCAUUCAGCGCCGGAGCAGCUUUCGAGAUGAUCAUACUGAUAGAGCCUGGAAAUUAUAAAAUUGCAGUGAAUGGAAUCCACUUCGCAGGCUUCAAGCAUGUCAUACCUUUUUCGGCUGUGACAGAUCUAACAAUAGAGGGAGAGAUAAUCAUAAACUCUGUUAGAUUCCAGGUGCAGCCAGCGCCCCAACCCCAAGUCGUCUACCCACCAAUGCUGCAGAGUAACGACAAGUUUAGAGACCGGCCCGUACCUUACGUGAAAGCAAUACCAGGAGGGCUACGUGCUGGGAUGACUUUCAAGGUGUCUGCUUAUCCUCUACAAACUGCAAACGACAAGCUUGCCGUGAGCUUUCUGUGCGGAUCACAUCUAGGUAAAUCUGACAUCGCGUUCACGUUCAGUCCUCGCUUUAAACGGCCGCUGCACAUCAUCCGCAACUACAGAGUGAACGGAACGUGGGGCGACCAGGACCGCACUAACUAUGGAGAUCACGACUUCCCAUUUCCACGGGGCGUUCUAUUUGACCUGGUGAUCAAAUGCCACGCGGACAAAUUCCGCGUGACGUGCAAUGGCAAGCAUCUGAUGAACUGUCCAUGUCGUGUCAUGCCCCUGCAGAGAAUAGUCAACUUAGCGAUCAUUGGUGAGGUGUGCAUUCAGAAUGUGCGCAUUCAAUAGAAUCAGGGGCGCAAAUCCAGGGGGGGACAGGUGGACAUGUCCCCCCACAAAUUUUCAGAGGGGGACAUCAUAU
Molecule: messenger RNA, 1117 nt
Organism: Priapulus caudatus
Lineage: Eukaryota; Metazoa; Priapulida; Priapulimorpha; Priapulimorphida; Priapulidae
Product: galectin-6-like
Exons: 8
Coding region: 175-1044 (289 amino acids)
Molecular function (GO): galactoside binding; carbohydrate binding
Source: RefSeq, a predicted model, not a curated record